Molecule: messenger RNA, 2991 nt
Organism: Cladocopium goreaui
Lineage: Eukaryota; Dinophyceae; Suessiales; Symbiodiniaceae
Source: the annotation of a GenBank genome assembly
AUGCAAGCUUCGUUCCUACAUAGCCUGAUCUUUGUUUACAGUCAUGUGAUUCUAGCAGAACGGCCCCACGCUGCAUUUUCUCUGACAGUUGAUGAAGUCGAAGGUCACUCAAUAAAGCUCCCUCCUCCAACACAUCAGCAAGGUCAGAGCGCUUCAGAGAGGCGAUCAUACAAUGUCUCUGUCUUGGCGCUGGAUGAGAGCAAUUCUUCAGGAUUGGAUGAUAUUCUUCCUGGUGACGGGUGUCAGCAAGAGCAAGCAUUGGUGAAGGCCCUACGAGGUCUUAGAGUCAAAAACAUCUCGGAUGUCCGAAAGUGUUCUUCUGGGAGAGGGUGUGUCACUUGGACUGGCUGUAGCGUGACGUCGAUUGCAUUGAGGGGCGAGGACCUUCGCCCAGCGAAAUCCCUGAAUUCAUGGCCCUGGUUGUCAUCGAGCUUCAGAGGGCUGCCGGAUCUGCUCACCCUCCAUUUGCGUGGCGCUUUGAUCAUAGGAAACCUCAAUGUUUUGAACAACUGCAGCAAAUUGCAGGACCUGAAACUCAGACAGACAAGUAUCGGAGGAGAUCUGCGAAUUUUUAAGAGCUGCACCCAGCUGCAGCGCCUCGAGCUGGGGAAAAACACACACACGCACAAGAAAUGGCGAGAUAGACGAAUGAUUAUUAGAGGAGAUUUGAGCAGUGUGAGCAGCUGCAGCAAGUUGAAGGUGCUCAACCUGGCACACACGAGGAUCAAAGGUGAUUUGAGCAGUCUGACAAAGCUCAUGGAAUUGGAGCACCUAAAUCUAGAAAAGACACCGAUUGGGGGCCACUUGAAAACUCUGUGGAAUUGCAUCAACAUUGAGCGACUGGACCUUUCUUUCACUCAGAUCGAGGGAGACUUGCAAGAUUUGCAAAAGUGGACAGCAUUGAAGGAGCUUGACCUUUGCCAAACGAGAGUCACUGGAAGCCUGGAAGAUUUGAAUCACGCAGCAGAGCUGCAGGUCCUGAACCUUUCCGACACAGGGGUUGUCGGAGAUGUGGCACAGUUGGCAGUGAUGAAGAAGUUGAGACAACUUGAUCUCCGCAACACUACGGUGGUGGGGGAACUUGAGAGUCUGCAGAACCUGAAAGAGCUUGAUUUCAGUUCGGUGCGGGACUACUUUGAAGGAACACAGGUCAACGUCACAUGUAAGCAGGAAGCAGCGUUAGCAAACGUCCUAAGAACGUUGAAGCCGCUUUCUGACAACUUGGUGGACUCAUACCACAUUGACGGUGUCACAUGGAAUCGCUGCAGAGUGACAGGCAUCUCAGUGCGAUAUUCAUAUUCUGACCCCUGUUGGGGCAGGAGAUUUCAGGGUCUCAGCUUGUCAAGCAGCUUUAAACAGCUCCCGGAUUUGCUUUACCUCCACUUAGAUGACGCGCCAAUGAAGGGAAACCUGGAUGUUUUGGAGAACUGCACCAAGUUGAAGGUCUUGAAACUUCCAAACUCAUGCAUCGGAGGAAAUCUGAACAGUUUGCAACACCUCACCCAGUUGAGACACCUCAACCUGAAAGGCAUUGGGGCAGAGAUCAAGGGAGAUUUGCAAAGUCUUCAAAAUUGCACCAAGUUGAAGGAACUUGCCCUUCCUCGCAGCAUCACGGGGAACCUCAAGGCAUUGCGCCUUGCCUCGGAUUUGCAAGUCCUAGAUCUUGCUGAGACGAAGGUGAGGGGAGAUGUGGCAGAAUUGGCAGUUGCUCCGAAUUUGAGCACACUGGAUCUGAGUGACACAGGGGUGGCCGGGGAACUUUAUUCUCUGCACAGUCCGGCAAACCUGCGAAUGGCCAAGGUGGGAGUUACAAGAACAGACAUCAGAGGAUGUUUGCAGGACUUCGCCUUAAGAGAGGUCCUGGCAGAGCUGGGCCUGAAGGAUUCGGAGCUCAAGGACUUACAUGAGAUCGCUGGUGUCAAAUGGAAGGACUGUGACGUGAUCAAGAUCAGAUUUCCUGGGCGUAGCGAACUCCAUGGUCAAUUGAGCGAUUGGUUGCAACGGCUGACAAACUUGGAAGUUCUUGUUUUGAGCAGUGCCAACGUCACAGGAAGUCUGCAAGCCUUAAAGCAUAAUGCGCGGAUGCGAAGGGUGGACCUUUCUGGGACACAAGUGUCAGGAGACAUCGAUAUCAUUUGCAACUUGGAGAGCCUGAAAUACCUGGAUUUGUCAAACACGCAGGUGGCCGGUGAACUGAUCAACCAAAAGAAUACAAGUUUCGGUAAAGAACUCACAACUCUCAUGCUGGCAGAUACGAAUAUUAGCUUUAUGCUUUCACAGGAUGCCUGGGCUUGCCCGAAGCUCGUACUAUUGGAUCUCAGCAGGUCUCCCAUCAAAGACACUUCGCUGGGCGGAUUUCUUCGGACUUUGGGCAACUGCAACUCGCUGGGAACGGUGAUGCUUGCGGGGUGCAACCUCACAGGCACUAUCCCAGACAUUGCUGACCUAUCUUUGGCAAACUCUUUGGUGAGCUUUGACGCGUCGUUCAACCACCUUUCUCAGGUGGAAGCUAUUCCUCCCCGCUGCCAGAGGUUCUCCGUGUCAGGGAACGAUGGAAUCGGCUUUAAGUCAGGUGUCUUGAAGAAAGCCUUGGCUGACUACGUGUCCCUGGACCUUCGAGAUCUUUCCUUAGCCAGCCCCAGUGAAGCCAAAGAGUUGUUCGAUCUCAAACUGGUGCAGAAAACCAAGCACCGCAUCCUGGUCGAGAAAGGGCGCGGAUAUGCAUGUUCGGAUAUUGCAAACCAUCGAUUUGAAAUUUCUCCGGACAAAUUUGCGCCGCACGAACUAUGUGCUUGCCUCCCUGGAUGGAGUGGGAACAGCACAAGCUGCCAUCAAUGCCCAGUCAAUACCUUCAAGGAGGACGAAGAGGGCGAGUGUAAACCGUGUCCAGCAGGGAGUAAGGCGCCGAAAGGUUCAACAACUCGCGACGAGUGCAAGUGCAAACUCGGGGAUCUCUUCAACACCACUGGCACUUUAAUGCUUGGGCAUUGA